This is a messenger RNA of Parastagonospora nodorum SN15, 1146 nucleotides long. RefSeq lists its product as hypothetical. The record is from RefSeq and is a predicted model, not a curated record. NCBI's taxonomy places the organism in Eukaryota, Fungi, Ascomycota, Dothideomycetes, Pleosporales, Phaeosphaeriaceae. The coding region runs from base 1 to 1146 and encodes 381 amino acids. The transcript is spliced from 3 exons.
AUGGUGGGUAUACCGGUUUCAGAGCUGCCCAAGACGUUUAGCGACGCGAUCGACAUCUCCAGAGUUCUUGGAAUCCAGUACUUGUGGAUCGACUCACUUUGCAUUAUCCAGGAUGACCAGGCUGAUUGGGAAAAACAUGUCGAGAUAAUGGCGUCGAUCUAUGAAAGUUCUUACUUGACUCUGGCCGCAGGUGCGAGUAGCGACGAUGAUGGCGGCUUCUUUUCCCUUCCCUCGGGCUCCUACGCGAAAUCACAGUGCUCCAGCCUGAAGCUUGGCGGAAAGCUUUGCAACAUUUAUGUGCGCCAUAUAUCCGAAUAUGCUACGCGCGAACUGACUUAUCCGAACGACAAGCUUCCUGCAUUAGCCGGACUGGCGAACUAUUUCCAGCGAACUUUCAAAAUAGGACCUUACGUCCACGGCCUCUGGGUCUCAUCACUCAAGGAAGAUCUUUCGUGGUCUAUCUGGGGCCACUCGGCCUCUAUAGGACGUCCGCGGGAAAGCCCUUCCUGGUCCUGGGUGUCUUGUGUUGAAAGCAAGCUCGAUUGGACAGACUUUUACGAGAGUGACUUUUUCCAUCUUUGCGAGAUCGUCAAGCGGCCAGAAAAACCAAUGUUUGCCGCUCUUUCAGUCUCUGGUAUCCUUCUCACACUGUCCAUUCAUACCCGACCGAAGGAAUCAGAGCUAGAAGAACGACUUUCGUGGGUCCGACGUUGUCAGAUCCUCAAGAGCGGAGAAUACUCUGACCUUAAAUCAUGCGACACGGUCGUUUUCGAGAGUUCGCACUCGGCACACCCAGAUGAUUUCGAGGAUCGAGGCGUUAACAAAGUUGGUCCGGGACCACUCCAAUCACUAACAGCGGACUUCAGAGCUGACUACAGAUUCUGGUCGUCUGGAGAAGACCUACGAGUGAUGCUCCAGCAUAUGGUGUUCUGUGUACUUGGUAUAGAGAAUCGUGGUCGACUUGACGAUGUCGAACCCUGCUGGGUUGCAGGAAUGAUUUUGCGGCCUAUAGAAGAUCAAGGUUGCUUUCCAGAGGGUAGUGAAUUGCAACAAUUCGAGAGAAUCGGCUGGCUCAGGUACUGCACAGAUGUUAUGAGAAGCGAGUUCGAACCAACUGGAACCAAAUCACACUUUCUCAUUGUUUGA